AUGACCGGAGCUCCUACUGUUGACACGGUCAUUGAAAUCAAACGGCAAGUUACGGCCAUGCUUGAACGGGCGGGAUUUCCUCUACGCACAUUUGCUGCAAAUAACAUGGAUAUCAUUGAUGACGUGCCAUUAGACGACAGAGAAAAAAUCAUCAACCUAGACGACACAGAUUACAUAAAAACUCUUGGCCUAAGGUGGUCUCCUUCUACAGAUGACUUUUUCUUCUGCUACAAUGGCCCACCAGUAUCGCGUAAAACAACCAAGCGUUCCAUAUUAUCACAGAUAGCUGCCUUGUUUGAUCCGCUUGGUUUGCUUAACCCUCUCAUCGUCUCUGGCAAAAUCCUGAUGCAACAGCUGUGGGAGCCGAAGUUAGAUUGGGACGAAAGCGUGCCUCAAGACAUUUAUACUCAGUGGCGCGCGUUUCAGGAUCAUUUGUGCCUCAUUAACAACAUUCAAAUACCAAGGUAUGUUCCAAUAAAUAACACAACUGAAAUCCACGCUUUUGCAGAUGCUAGUACCAGAGCCUAUGGCGCUUGCAUUUACCUUGUGACGCGCAUGGAGAAAGAGACAUCGUCCGCCCUGCUAUGUGCAAAAUCUCGUGUGGCACCAACGAAGCAAGUUAGUCUACCUCGGCUGGAGCUGUGCGCGGCAUUGCUAUUGGCCGAGCUUCUACAAUCGGUUGUCGCAAUAUUUUCACCUAACUUGAACAACAUUCACUGCUGGACCGACUCAUUGAUUGCAUUGUGUUGA
Messenger RNA from Rhagoletis pomonella (apple maggot), 750 nucleotides. RefSeq lists its product as uncharacterized. The coding region runs from base 1 to 750 and encodes 249 amino acids. The record is from RefSeq and is a predicted model, not a curated record. The transcript has a single exon. Lineage: Eukaryota; Metazoa; Arthropoda; Insecta; Diptera; Tephritidae.